AUGAUACUGCUGCUAUUGGCCGGUUGUGCGAUGGCUCACCCUUCAACUACGCUCCAACGACACUCCAAUCAACCUGCACCAGGGAGUUCGCAACCCUUGCGAGCCCUCGGAGCCCUCGGCAUCCUGUUUGGGGCCAUCGAAACCGAAGCAGCCAUCGAACGGCGACUUGAGCGGCUCGUGCGUGACCUCGACCAGGCCCCGGUCGCUCAACAGCGCCAGCUACGCGAUACCAUCACCGGUACACUAGAGCGUGGCCGUCUAGCGAUGCACCUUCUUGGUACCGGGCUCGAUCUGGCCGUUUCCCGGCGAUCUGACGAUGCCACCGGUGACUAUAAGCGGCUGUUGCUCGCUCGAACACAGGAAUCGCCACCAAAUCGACGUUCAGCGAAUAACACCUCUUCGGAUGUGGCUUCCGUCAGGCGGCAGAUUGAAAGCCAGCUAGCAGAGAUGCGUCGCCAACUUGCACCUCGACUUUCACGCACCGUACGCCAUCUGGGUGUUCCAAACCUUGCAACAUCCCUCGGGAACGAGUUGAUCCAACGACUGCUAGCGCAAACACUCCCCAAAGCGAAGCCAAUUCAAGAGCGAAUGCAAUCCGGACUGCGUGCACACGUCGAGCGGAUAUUCCGGCGACAGGAUACGAACGAAAUUGCCGUCUCGGUGGAUGCGUCCGGUGAGACCACGGAGUCCGAAUCAUCUGAAGAAGAGGACGGUCCAGGUGGACUAGUAGGACUCAUCGCGAGCCUCAGUGGUGGUGAUGAAGGCUCAGAUGUUGGAGCUCUCAUCGGCUCGCUAUCAGCCGUCGUUACUAACCUGUUCGGGCCAGGUGGACUGGACGUGCCGGGGCUGCUCGGAACGGGCACUUCACUCAUCGCGGGUUUGCUUGGGGGUGAUGACAAUUUCGGCAAAGUGCUCGGCAGCUACGUUGGCAUCGCGAUUGAGGGCCUUUCCGGUGGCGGUGCGGACAUGAACGGUGCGUUCUUUGGUAAUUUCCUCGGUGCCCUUAUCGCCGCCCUCAGCUCGGAUCCAGAAGACGAGGAUCUCCCAUUGCGACCCAAGCUGUUUGUGGAAAACUUUUUCUCAGGACUCGAGGCAGCUAAACGUAAGGCAGAUCCAAACGAGGAUGCGGAACAGUGUUGCCAGCAAAAGCCCGGGUCGGAUCUGUUCGGUUUCCUUGGCAACGUCGUGUCAUCGGUGGUUGGAGGCGUCACCAGUCUCAUUCUCAACGCGUCCCUUGGCUCAUCCGGUGGAUCUUCGCAAGGAUCAGCAGAUGCAUCCGGCGCAUCCUCGGCUGGCAGUAGUGGCGAUCAUCCAAAAGCGUAG
This is a messenger RNA of Anopheles nili, 1323 nucleotides long. RefSeq lists its product as uncharacterized. Lineage: Eukaryota; Metazoa; Arthropoda; Insecta; Diptera; Culicidae. The record is from RefSeq and is a predicted model, not a curated record. The transcript is spliced from 6 exons. Bases 1 to 1323 code for a protein of 440 amino acids.